Myripristis murdjan (pinecone soldierfish) is the source of this 1175-nucleotide messenger RNA. It is a transcript of the gene rhno1, whose product is annotated as RAD9-HUS1-RAD1 interacting nuclear orphan 1. The transcript has 3 exons. NCBI's taxonomy places the organism in Eukaryota, Metazoa, Chordata, Actinopteri, Holocentriformes, Holocentridae. Bases 170 to 1087 code for a protein of 305 amino acids. Gene Ontology annotation, biological process: DNA damage checkpoint signaling; recombinational repair; cellular response to ionizing radiation. The record is from RefSeq and is a predicted model, not a curated record. Gene Ontology annotation, cellular component: nucleus; chromosome.
ACCACGAUAAUGGGAACCGGGAAAUAAGAAUAACAGCACCAAAAGACGGAAAACAAAUCGUAUUCCGUAUUUGUCUUUUGGAUUUGUACAACGGGUAGUAAUGCUUUGUUGUUUAUUGCGGGGUGACGUGAAGUACGCACAUUAAGAUCCUCAGUCAUGAUUUCUACCAAUGCCCCGUAAAAAGAAAACGACACUGAAGCGUCCUCUGCAGUUCCGGGAAGCGCCACUGGGUGGAUCCAGACUACAAGAUUUGCCUGAAGUCCGAGCAGCAGUCAAUCCCAAAUCAUUUAUAGGAGAGGGGCAGUCCCCUAAUAGAUCAGCUUGUAAUUCUUGGGUGAGCCCACAGUUUGACCAGCUGGCCGUAGCUGCAGCUCCAGUGAGACGAGGGAGGAGGACAUGCCAGUCUACGACCAGCGUGCUCGACAGAUUCAGCCAGUUGUCCAGGAAAAGCACUGCCUGCAAGUUCCCACAAUUGUCAUUUGAGAGGAGGACAAGGGACCAAUCUCUCCAAGCUAAACAAACACGUGGAAAGAAAACUACAGCAUCUGCUGCUUUGGCUGGCCCGGCAGAUCAACCGCAGGGAUCGUGCCAAAUCAAUAGCACAAUUUCUCACACGAGUGCACAGUAUGUAGACACACCAAAGAGACAGUCAUCCUUGGCCAGAAAAAGGAAUGUGGGGGACUCUGAUGGUACUGCAUCCUCCAGCAGGCGUUUGGAUGCGCUUGGCGCUCCAUCCAUCGGUGUGACAGGGACAUGCAUAAUCCCAGCACCCUCUGCUUUGACGCCUCCCCUCACAGAGCUCCGCACCCCCAAUGUAAGCAGUGUCCUCACACCACCCGAUGUGGACACUCCAGAAGUACCACAGGAAGGGAGUGUUUGUCCCUCCUCUUUCCCUUUUCCCCACUUGCUGUUACCCCCAUGUCAGGCAUCCACACCACCACAUGAUCAGACAGCUGACGUUUUGGUGGCAGACACUCCGGAGAGGGACUAUGGGCUAAAGGUGACAUGGAGGAGGAGGAGAGCUUUGAUGAUGAUGCUGAAGGAGAAAGGUUAUCUCUCUGAUUCAGAUGUACUGAUUCACAGUUGAUAAUAUGGAGGAUCUGUAAAAAAAAAAAAAGAAAUCCAGGUCAACGGCGUCACCCACCGGGCAUAAAUUCCUCAUUCUCUGGAGCAAU